Messenger RNA from Planococcus citri (citrus mealybug), 3687 nucleotides. RefSeq lists its product as uncharacterized. Bases 270 to 2474 code for a protein of 734 amino acids. The record is from RefSeq and is a predicted model, not a curated record. The transcript has 2 exons. Lineage: Eukaryota; Metazoa; Arthropoda; Insecta; Hemiptera; Pseudococcidae.
UACAUAGGAGAAGGCGGCUGGAAAGCACGUGUAGUCAGUCGUUCACAUCGAGAGAGUUGUUAGGUCGUGAGUGCGUUUUUCGGGAGUUGUCGCAUCCUUUUUUUACCGAAACAAACAGAAAUUGCGUACGUGUGUUGAUUCAUUUUUACCUUUCGAACGGUUAAAAAUAUAAUAAAUCACGAGCAUUAAUAUCGUCGCAGAAUAGAUUUGAACUUUUUAAAGUCAUUUCUGAACUAACGGGGAAUUCGGAUUUGAUUUCUUUUAUUGAAAUGGAGACUGUUGGGAUUGAUUUGGAAAGCAAAUACACAUAUUUUCCACCUUUUCCAAAAUUAGAACGCCUGGCCGCUCUCUCAGUAGCUUUGAAUUUGUGGAAUUAUUAUUAUUCUCAUUAUCAUACGAAUUCUUGUGAUUAUGAGCUCGAAAAGGUCAAUGAAAUCGUCAAUGACAUGAAGAUGCCAAACAGCAUUACAGAAGAAAUCAUUGAACUUUGUGAUACCAUUUACAGCCAGUUACAAGAUUAUGGGUACGACCAUUCGGAAGUUAUGAUGAUGUGCAACUGCAACGCGUUUAAAAAUACAAAACAUUUUUUUCUUUAUGGAGCUGUUUGGGACACAAAUGGGCAUAUCGACCUCAAAAAAACAGCAGAGAAAGUUUUGAAGUGCCCAGAACGACGAUUGAAUAAUCACGUUUUGAUGUUUCAUAUCAUGGCCAAUUACUGCUUGGAAAAUUAUAUGAAAGAUUUUCCAUGGUCUUCGUUGAGUAACCAAUAUAAAACUCGUUCUGGCAGGAGACAAUAUGAAGUAAUAAACUAUUGGAUUGAGUUCAAACGUAAUGAAGAAAAGGCUUCAGAUAACCACCGACACCGACACCGACAGCAACUACUCGACAGUCUGAAACGUGAUACUCCUGCCUUCUGGCCUUUGUAUGUGUACGAAUACUUCUGGUAUUUCUUGGAUGAAAAUGAACAAGUGACCGUGACAAGGAAUUUUAUUCAACGUGAAAGAACUAACAGGAUGUUUUUCCUAUUCUCAAAACUAAAUAGGCAUCAGCUCAGGAGUUUAUACUUGGAAGAGCCUGCUGCCAUUAUUAUAAACUAUUUUCGUUCAAACGAUUUCGAGCUGAUACAUGCAGCAUGGGCGUAUGUUCGGUCAACAAUCAAAGAGGAGCAAUUCGGACGCUUGAUUAAUGAGGUCUUGGAACAUGAAAUGUAUUGCAAUGACAACUCCAUACGAGUACAGUGUUUCAUUGACUUAUGGAGCAGUGCUCCUGAUAAUUUGAUCAAUUACCUGAUAAAUGUGAAAAAUUGUGCAAUUGCAGAACAAUUUUUUCACAGAGAACUACAGGAUGUAAGUCCCUAUAAAUUCAACUUUUUAAAAGUCAUUCUCCCUCGUGCAACGCUUGAAUUCAGAAAGCAAUUCUUUUUGGAUAAGGGACUAGAUUUGAUAUUGGCCUAUUCCGAUGUGUUCAGUACAUUAAUCGAACAUUGUUUAGAUGUGACUGACCAGAUGGAAAUCAAGGAGAAAGUGCUAAUAAAAGCUAUAAAAUCAGAUGAAACUAAAAUUCUACGUCAUUUUCGUAAUUUAUUAUACUCCAGUGUGGAAGAAUUUAAUGAAUUUUUGACAUAUCUCACCUUAGAACCAAAUUUACAGACGCGUGUAAAAAAGCGUUUGUUGAGAUCUAGAGUACUGAUCAUCAGAAAACUGAACAGAAUUUAUAAUUGGGCAAAAGUAUGCCAAUUUAUAGACGAACUGUAUUCCAAUGAUGAAAAAGAAGCUCGUAAACAAAAAAAGAAAGCGGUGAAUUCGUUUUUAGAUUCUCACUUCCAUUAUGGGCAUUGCUUUCGACGAAACGGCGAUGAAAAGUUUACUGAAAUCGAAAACUUCAUGUCUCAAUUUCUUACUCCUGAAGAAAUUGCAACUGCCAAAAAAGACAUAAUCGACUACUUUCAAUCAGCUUUGUCCAAUACCGAUACAUGGCGGCGUUUUGAUUUAUUUUUGAAAAGAGUGAACAUUCCGAAGCUUAUUGCUUGGUGUUAUGACGACGACGAGGAAAAGAUUUCUCAAUUCAAAAGUUUAUUUCCGAUUGAUACGGCGUUUCAACUUUUUUUGCGUGAAACAGUAGAACGAUACGUUAAUGACAAUGACACUAAUCUAUCAUUUUCUGCAUUAGAACAACUUUUGUGUUGGAAAUUCUCAUCAAAAAUACAUAUUAAAAAGUUCAAAAGGAGGCAAAUACACCGUGCUAUGAGAAGUGAAGUGUUCCCGCACUAUAUAUGUGACGAAGAAGAAUUAUAUCCACGCACAGUGAAGAAAAUUAUUGCGUGGAUUUUUGAUGACAAUGAAUUCAAAGUUGAAGCAUUUGAACAACUUUACCAGAAAGAAGGUACGAUAAAAAUUAUUCAUUGGUUACAUCCGAGAAGAGAUUGUCAUUUUUGUAGAGAGUAUACUUAUCAUAGUAGCGAUGAAUCUGACUAACAUUGUAUUAGGCAAUUCGUGAUAAAAAUGUGAUACAAUAUGUUGGCUAUACCAGCUAUACUUACCUAAUUAUUUUUUUGAUUAUAGCUAUACUUACAUGCAGGUUCCUAUUUUCUCUCAUUUUAGUUGAUUCUAAUUGCGAUUUUUCUCUCCUUUCCUAUUUGCAUAAGAGAAAUAUAUUUUUAUUUACCCCUGUAUUUGAAAUUGAAAAAAAAAUAAUAGGUACCUAUUUUGUUGUAUCAAUAUUACGUUUAAUCAAUGUUACCUACUAAGUUUUCAUUACUUACUUGCAAUGUUGUUUUGUUCUGAUUCUGAAGCUCUUGAAUGACUUUUUUCUUCAAUUGAAUAAAUACGUGCCUUAGACUACAAAAAGAGCCCUCAUGUACCUACUGUACGUGUCAAAUUUUUUUUCGGUUUACUGGCGAUUUUGGUUCAACUAGAUGUUAUUAGGUGGGGGCAAGAGUAUGCCUUGAUGUUUGAUACACUCUGGAGGGGAAGCAACUAUGAAUUAAGAGGUGGAAAACAUAAGUUUUUGGUCCAUUUGGUGCUCUUUAUUUGCAUCAAUAAUUUUUAAACCUCUGUAGAACGCAAACCGUCCGUUCAAUUUCCAAAAAAAAAGAGCCCUUAUGUACGUGUCAAUUUUUUUUCGGUUUACUGGCGAUUCUGGUUCGAAUAGAUAUUAUUAGGUGGGGGUAAGAGUAUGGCUUGAUGUUUGAUACACUCUGGAGGGGAAGCAAGUAUAUGAAUUAAGAGGUGGAAAACAUAAUUAUCUAAUUUUCAUCAAAAUUGGACCUACAGUUUCGGUUUCACGGAAAAAUUAUUCCUAAUAGGUAGGUACGUAAUAAAGAAUUUAAAAAAAUCAUAAGUUUUUGGAAUGAUCUUCGUAGUCAGCUUCAAAUUAAAAUUAAGGGGCCCAAUUUUAAACGAUGUUUGAUUACACGCGCCCGUGAUAGAGGAGAUUAUGGCAAUUGGUGCCGUUUUUUUUUUUUUUUUUCGUUCUACGUACUUAAGUGCCCUUUGUGUAGUCCAAGGCACAUGCGAGUACUUAUUUGUGUUUUUUUAUUACCUAUCUUUGCCGUUCGCUCUUUUUAUUAUGAAAUAUAUUAUUAUGUUUGAAAAAUGUACCUACAAAAUAUUUUCGAAUUUUUAAUAUGUAUUACCGUACCUACAUAUAUUUUUAUUAACAAUAAAUGAAACUCAAAAAAAAUCAUAA